Leucoraja erinaceus (little skate) is the source of this 1605-nucleotide messenger RNA. RefSeq names its product adenylate kinase 2 (gene ak2). The transcript has 7 exons. Lineage: Eukaryota; Metazoa; Chordata; Chondrichthyes; Rajiformes; Rajidae. The record is from RefSeq and is a predicted model, not a curated record. Gene Ontology annotation, biological process: ADP biosynthetic process. Gene Ontology annotation, molecular function: AMP kinase activity; ATP binding. Gene Ontology annotation, cellular component: mitochondrion; cytoplasm. The coding region runs from base 126 to 854 and encodes 242 amino acids.
GCCUGACACGCUGUCACUAACGUGCACAUGUAGCCAGUCGCAACUGUAGCAGUGGAGUCACGUUCGAUCGGGAGUCGAGGUUUUAAAUAAGUUAUCUAACCAAGGUGAACACUUGAAAGUACAGCAUGAGUCCGAGUGCUGAAGAGGCACCGAAGGCGAAUCAUGUUCAUGGAGGAAUAAGGGCCAUUCUCCUGGGCCCUCCCGGAGCAGGGAAAGGCACGCAGGCUGGUAGACUUGCUGACCACUACAAUGUCUGCCACUUAGCCACGGGUGACAUGCUGCGAGCCAUGGUAGCAAGUGGAUCAGAAUUGGGACAGAAGUUAAAGCAAACAAUGGAUGCUGGCAAAUUAGUCAGCGAUGAAAUGGUGGUUGAAUUGAUUGAUAAAAACUUGAACAAACCAGCCUGUAAAAAUGGAUUUCUCUUGGAUGGAUUCCCACGCACUGUCAAUCAAGCAGAGAUCUUUGAGAAGCAACUGGAAAAACGAUCUGAGAAGCUGGAUUCUGUGUUGGAGUUUAAGAUUGAUGAUAGCCUGCUCAUUAGCAGGAUCUGUGGCAGGCUGCUUCAUCAGCCCAGUGGACGCACCUACCAUGAAAUAUAUAAACCCCCCAAAGUGCCGAUGAUAGAUGAUGUAACUGGCGAACCUUUGAUAAAACGCUCGGAUGACAAUGGAGAGACAUUAAAAUCUCGACUAACAUCUUAUCAUACCCAAACCAUGCCUCUUAUUUCUUAUUACCAAAAGAAAGGGCUUCACACAGCAAUUGAUGCUUCAGUGUCUCCCGAUGUUGUUUUCUCUACGAUUCUAGCUGCAUUCAGUGGAGCUACAUCUGAGAAGUGGAGGCUUGGUAUAUACUGAGCAAGAUGACCUCUGUCUUCAUCCUUGCUGGAACUUCUGAUCAUCUCCCCCUCAAAUUGUCAUCAAGGACUAUAGGACCAGGACAAUCUUGUAUUUGUUAUACAGUUUUAUUUUUUAAGAAAUUAGAAUAGCAAAACUAAAGUAGCUAUGCUAACAUAUAAGGUAAAAAAGACCUAGAUGGAAAACCAGACCAUUUGUUAUUUUGUAAACAUGUGAAAUGCCAACUGCUUGUCUUCUCCAUUGGUGCUGAAUUGUUUCUAGAUUUUAAAUCACUUUUUUUAUAAGUAAACACCGCCCCUCCCCAGAGCUUACCCCAAUUUUUAGUGAUUUGGUUAAACAUUUGUAAAAACAAGAUCAAGAUGCCAUUUUAUUUUGAGUUUCAUUCCAUUUUUUUGAGAAACCACAAUGGCAUUAGAUUAUUCUUGGCAUCCUAUUCUUAGGGCUUUAAGACCUUCAGACACCCACCAGCCUAGACUAGAGUUACCUCUUCUUCACUACCAUUCUACUGUACAACGGGGAAUUUGGUUGUUCAGUAAGUUGUACCUUGUUCUGUUAGAUCCAAGAGCAAAUUUACCUUUAGCAUAAAUACAAUCUUGAUUGUACUUGGAGACUUUUUUUCCUAAAAUCUACUUUUCCAAUUAAUGUAAUUUUUUUGCAUAAUUGAGAACAUAAUACCUUUUUGUAUGUUAGAGACUAUGUUUUAAGAAUUUGCUCUGCUGUAUUUUGUAAAAAUAAAGGCUAACCAAAGGUG